ACAACCACCAAAAUAUAUAAUAAUAGCUUAUUUCUUCAAGAAAUAAAUUCUUGCUUGGUCUUCUCUUAGUUUUCUUUAACAUCUAAACAACUGGUACAUCACAUAUGGCUUCAAACGAACCUUCCUUGGACUCUUUGCCUCCUUCUGCUCAGUUAGCUCUUCUUCAUGCUCAAGCUGCUGCUGCUGCUGCUGCUAAUGUCACUAAUACGGAAUUGAACACUACUACUACCACUACUACCACUACCACUACCACUACCAUGACCGAAACUGUAGCUACCAUUGCUGAAGAAGACAAAUUCGUUCCUUCUCCUGAUGACCCUGUUGUUAUGGACAAUUCUCACUUUGAGCCUCUCAUCUCUGGCGACUUCCCUACUCCCAUCGGUAAAAAGCCCGUGACACCCGUGAAGAAGGAAACACCUUCGACCAAAAAGAAUCUCGACUUGAGUUCUGAAGCUGCCUUUCCUUCUCUUUCUGCUUCUGCCUCACCUCGUACUCCUGUUGUAAGCGGUUGGUCUGCUAAUGCUGCCUCUCGUCUCAAGUCUUCUCCUCAGGCACCUGUUCGUACUCGCCCUAUGGCUCCUUCUGCUACCGGAAAGAAGAUUACAUCUACACCCAUCACGGAUGUUUUGGAAUUGCCAGCUAAUCAACAAAUUGCUAAUGCCCAAAACAAGCCUUUAGGCUUCAAGGGCAAUGCUGAUGUCAUUCAAAAGGUUAUGAACAGAACUAGUACCAACAUCAUUGCUUCCACUAAUCGCUCAGGAACUACCACUUGCCUUAUUCAAGGUCAACCUGCUGAUGUCGCUAGAGCAAAGAAGGAAUUGAUUAAUGGUCUUCUCAUCAAGCGUGUGUAUAGCGUUGAUAUACCUGUUUCUGUACGUCGCUUCAUCAUUGGCCCCAAGGGUACUACUCUUAGACAAAUUGAAGAAAAAUCAAACACUCGUAUCAACUUUGCUCGUAAAGAGGAGGAAGACAUUGAUGAAAAUAACCCUGAUGACACGAUUCCUCUUACAAUUGUUGGUUAUGUUACUGACAUCAUGAUUGCCAAGGAAGAAAUCGAAAAGAUUGUUGCAGAAAAGAGAGCUAAGCAGACCAUCAAGAUUGAUCAAUUUGAUGCUAAAUAUUAUCCUUUCAUUGCUGGUCCUCAUAACAGCAACAUCAAAAAGUUGGAAGAAGAGUUCGACGUCAAGAUUCACGUUCCUUUCAUUGCCAUUGAUGGUAACAACGUGAACAGUAGCCCUAUCACCAUCACUGGUGAUAAGGAGAAGGCUCAGGCUGCUAAGCAAGCUUUGGAGAAAAACUAUGUCACUAUUGAAAACACAGGCAAUGUUGUUUCCAUUACUGCUUCCAAGCGUCAGCAAAAGUAUCUCCGCGGUAACUCUGAAAUUUUUAAAGAGGUCUUUAAUGAAACAGGUUGUACUGUCGAAUUGCCUUCCCAAGACGAUCCUUCAGAAAACAUUGCUAUUCGUGGACCUGAAACUCAAGUGGUUCAAGCUUUAUCACUGGUCAUGGCCAAGGUGAAGGCUGUUCACAUUAGCGUGCUUGAUUUGGCUCAAACCUACAGUUCUUAUGGAAAGGACUCUUUGACCUAUGCCCGCUAUGCUUUGAAAUAUCUUUUGGAUAAGAGAGCCUUUAAGGGUAUCGAGAAAGAGCAUAACGUUCAGACUAGUGUUCCUUCUAAUGAAGAACUUGAAAAGUCCGUAUAUGUUGAAUUCAUUAGUAAAGAAGAAAAGGACGCUGUCAUUGCUCAACUGGCUCUCACCAACACCGUGCGUAAAUUGACGCCCGAUCGUUUUAGCACGAUCAAGAUUGAUGCCUACCUUCAUCAGCAUAUACUCAACACAUACCGUGCUAGAAUUCAGCGUAUUGAAGAAGCUCAACAGGUUGACAUCAUUUUCCCUGGUGAAAAGGAUCAAGACGUAUUGAUCGUAUACGAGGGAGACGAUAAGACUGCAGUCAAGGACGCACUUGCUGCUGCCUCUGCCGCAUUAAAAGAAAUUGUCGCUGACUCUUCCGAUUAUGUAUCCAAAUCUCUCUCUAUUCCUGUCAACUAUCAUGAUCUCAUUCGUGGUCCCAAGGGCACUACCUUGAACGCUAUCCUAGGUCUCAAUUCUGGCGUGACCGUCCGUUUCGGUCCCAACGACACGGUUGAAGUCCGUGGCUUCAGCAAGCAAGUAAACCAUGCUAUCUCUGAAAUCAACAAGGCAUAUCAAGAGGCCCAAGAUAAAAACUUUGCCAAGCCUUACACUUCCGAAUUUUCUAUUCCUUCCAACUUCUCUGCUCACGUUAUUGGUAAGUCUGGCGCCAACAUCAACAAGCUCAAGGAAGAUUUUGGUGUCAGAAUUGAUUUUGGAGAUAGUGACAAGACAGAAGAAAAGGUGAACGGAAAGGACAGUAAAAAGAAAGUCGCUCCUCCUGUCAAGGUCACCAUCCAGGGUAUCAAGACAAAUGUUGAAGCCGCCAAGGCACACAUUAAUGCUCAAGUAGCUACGUUGGCAGACCAAGUGACUCUUUCAUUAAAGGUUCCCAAGGAGUUCCAUCGUUAUCUGAUUGGUCCUAAUGGACGUUAUGUCAAGAAGCUUGAAGAUAAAUAUAACGUGUUUAUCAAGUUCCCCAAGUCAACACAAGGCGAUGAAAGUCCUUCUACAGGUAACCCUGAUGAAAUUCUUGUACGUGGUGGCAAAAAGAGUGCAAACUCUGCCAAGGAAGAACUUCUUGAACUUUAUGAAUAUGAAAAAGAGGAACAAGAAAAGAGAAAAGAAAGAGAACUUAAGCAGAAGCAAUAUGAAGAAAAACGUAACGCAGAAGAAAAGAGAAAGGCCGAGGAAAAGGCAUCCAAGAAGUCUCAGUAAAAUAUUGAAUCAAUCAUGUAUCAUAUGUUGUGUCUAUUACCUAAAAACAUAGUUUUUUGUAUUGUUUCCCCCUUACACACUUUUAUAUAAAAUAAAAUAAAAAAUCAUAUCAUCAAAAGGAACAAC
Rhizopus microsporus ATCC 52813 is the source of this 2975-nucleotide messenger RNA. RefSeq lists its product as uncharacterized. The record is from RefSeq and is a predicted model, not a curated record. Gene Ontology annotation, biological process: nuclear division. Gene Ontology annotation, cellular component: nucleus; cytoplasm. The transcript has 3 exons. Lineage: Eukaryota; Fungi; Mucoromycota; Mucoromycetes; Mucorales; Rhizopodaceae. The coding region runs from base 105 to 2849 and encodes 914 amino acids. Gene Ontology annotation, molecular function: mRNA binding.